Messenger RNA from Pocillopora damicornis (cauliflower coral), 1470 nucleotides. RefSeq names its product alpha-1A adrenergic receptor. The record is from RefSeq and is a predicted model, not a curated record. Gene Ontology annotation, molecular function: neurotransmitter receptor activity; G protein-coupled serotonin receptor activity. Gene Ontology annotation, cellular component: plasma membrane; dendrite. Lineage: Eukaryota; Metazoa; Cnidaria; Anthozoa; Scleractinia; Pocilloporidae. Gene Ontology annotation, biological process: chemical synaptic transmission; G protein-coupled receptor signaling pathway, coupled to cyclic nucleotide second messenger.
GUUAAAUACAUAUUUCGGAGCGAAAUUAUUCAUGUUUUUGACUAGGCGAGUGUUAAAGGGACAGCCAUCAGAGGAAACACAUGCGCCUUGAAUUUAUUGUCAGUAAAGCUCAUCUAAGUCAACUAAGAGACAGUCGACAGAGUACAAGUAAAUUUUGAAAUAUCUUUUGCUCUCUUUUGGUUUAAUUUGUAGCAUUUCGGAUACAAAGCCUCAGAAUUUGACAUAUGGGCUUUGAAUUUGACAGGUUACCGAAAUACUACUUGUCUCGCGAAAGCCUUCCUCCCGCAAUCAAUCAGCUGAUCAAAUACACUUAGUCUUCCAUUAAUUAUUUCUGUUUAUUUCCUGUUCGAUAACCGUGUUUAAGGCCCUGCACGUCCGAAGAACUUCACAAUGCGCCAUUUGCGUCUCGUGUUACACUUCAAAGUGUGUGAAAUGCUCGAAGAAAAUUUUCCGCUUCUCUCUUGGUAAGACAAAUCAAGUGGGAAAAAAUGGAUGAAGAGGUCAGCCUCGCAUGUAACAUUUCUUACAACAACUGCGCUAAAAUUGAUGAUGAGAAUAAUAUUUCAGAGCCCGAUUUCAAUCGUGGGUGUUGGAAGUCCUUCGUAGAUCUUUGUUGGCCAGAGACUCCUGUUCAAGAUGGCGCCACACUGUCCUUGAUUAUACCUCUCCUUCUGAUUGCAUCCGUGUCUAUCGGGACGAAUACGUUGGUGUGUGUUGUGUUCUACUUGUACAGUCAGCUCCGAUUAAUAAGACAUUACUUUGUCAUCAACCUGGCUGUCGUGGACGUUGUAAUCGCUGCUGUUCUGAUCCCCUUAUUUGUUGCAAGUCAGUUAGCCCCGGAAAACAUCAUACUCUGUCGUUCCCAGAUCGUUUUGGACAUUGCGUGCGGUACGGCGUCCAUUUUGUGCCUUGUCAUGAUCAGCCUGGAACGUUACGUGGCCGUGAAAUAUUCCUUGCAUUACCAUUCGAUAGUCACUCAGCGUAAGGCCAUUUUUGGCAUGGUUUUUAUCUGGACUUACUCAGCGAUUGUCUCUUGCACCGCCUUCCUAUCUUUGGUCAGAAAUUCCAACAAUAGCAAAAAUCUGCUGCAGUGUUUUUUCUUAAGCCGCGGGUACGUGACCUUUAUCACGAUAGCGAGUUUCAUUAGCCCAGUUUGUGUGAUGACGUUUGCUUACUGGAACAUGUUCAUCGUUGCUCGCUCGCACGCGCGAAGAAUUAACUCUCAAUCGACGCAAUGUGAUCCCGAGGGAUCGGGACACUCCAAACAAAGAUUGAAGCGGGAACUUAAAGGAGCAAAGACUUUGACCAUCAUAAUGGGCACCCACUUUCUCUGCUGGUGCCCGCUGUUUGUUUUUUAUCUUGUUUACACGUACACGUCUUUACAGGUAACGAAGACAUUUACAGUUAUUAAUCAUGUUAUUCUCUUUCUUCGAUACUGUAAUUCGCUCUUCAACCCUCUUAUUUACAGUG